Molecule: messenger RNA, 1449 nt
Organism: Camellia sinensis
Lineage: Eukaryota; Viridiplantae; Streptophyta; Magnoliopsida; Ericales; Theaceae
Source: RefSeq, a predicted model, not a curated record
ACGGUUCCCGCUACAAGGUUUAAACCCUCUAAAUUCAUUUGCUUAGGGAAACAUACCCCUUCCACCUGUGUCUUCUCUGAGGGAUUCAGCAAGAAGGAGAAUGCAGUCUUUCUCGGGUGAUGACCUGCCUCCAGUUGAAUUUUCUACCUCGUCUUCUCACUUGCAGCAGCAAAGGCCACUCUAUGGUCUGCAGCGGUCUGCAGCUGAUGGAAUUUCUGUAAAUCAGGGUGAAUUUGGGAAUGUUAAUUUUACCAUGUCAAGAUAUACAUCGGAUAUUCUUGACAGGAACCAGCCAUCUUAUCUUUCUGAUUUUGGAGGGUCAAGAAUUUCAAACUACUACAAUCCUUAUGCAUCCACUUUUGAUCAGCCACUAAGUUCAAAAUCCAGCUCUAAUGUUUUUAAGCAAGAAAAGGAUUUGCCCUACAGUAAUCUACACGAUGCUUCUUUAAGUUUGAGCCAUGUUCCAGUUUAUGGACAAGGUAUUGGAAGUCUUGGCUCAAGGCAUAUGACUUCCUUGCCAAAAUCUGCCCAGGCUACUAAUUUACCUAGGCCAGGCAGUGACCAGUAUGAUCUACUUUUUGACAGCAUUGAGCCAUCUUCAAACUCAUUCAAUAAAUUUGAUCAUGGUCAGAGGCGUGAAACCACAUUGAGACUCAGUGGUUCUCAUAAGCCAUUAGAUGUGGAAGAAAACAACAAGCAGAAAGAAGUUGAAGCUGUUGCUGUAUCCACGUCUAUAAAAAGUGAAAAUGAUGAAUAUGGUGAGACGGCUAAUGCAGAAGUGGGUGAUGUGGAUAAUGCGAGUGCAAGCAGCCCACUUGAUGAAGCAAAUACAACUGGGGGAGAGAUUGAGAUUGAUCAGGUUAAGAUGCCAGGGAAGAGCAAGAAGAGUAAAGAUUUAAGAUCAAUGAAACUUUUCAAAGUAGCCCUUACAGAUUUUGUGAAAGAGGUGCUAAAACCAUCCUGGCGACAGGGUAAUAUGAGCAAGGAAGCAUUUAAGACAAUUGUCAAGAAGACUGUUGACAAGGUGUCUGGAGCUAUGAAGAGCCACCAUAUACCCAAGUCUCAGGCAAAGAUAAAUCGAUACAUUGACUCAUCUCAGCGGAAACUGACUAAACUUGUGACGGGCUAUGUUCAGAAGUAUGCUAAAGGAUAAAAGUUUGCGCCUGCUGUGGUUUCAACCCAUGAUGGAAGAAAAUUUUGAUUCAACCUACUAUGGAAAAGAGAAUCUGCAGUUGGUCUUGUGAGGUAAUGUGAGGAUGUGCUGUGAUGUGUAAAGUUAGUUGCUGGUAGUACACUCAUAAUGUCAUGGCACAUUAGAAGAUGAACUUAAUGACAGGAGGAUUGAUUCCAACCUGAGCAAAAGUUCUGAGGAAGCUCCAAAACUUGUAUGUAAUGUGUUUUUUGAAUUCGAUUGAUAUAUAAAUAUAUAUAUAUAUAUAUUGUUUAACU